This is a messenger RNA of Dermochelys coriacea (leatherback sea turtle), 3407 nucleotides long. It is a transcript of the gene NFKB2, whose product is annotated as nuclear factor kappa B subunit 2. Lineage: Eukaryota; Metazoa; Chordata; Testudines; Dermochelyidae. Bases 177 to 3161 code for a protein of 994 amino acids. Gene Ontology annotation, cellular component: cytoplasm. Gene Ontology annotation, biological process: response to cytokine; canonical NF-kappaB signal transduction; innate immune response. Gene Ontology annotation, molecular function: DNA-binding transcription factor activity, RNA polymerase II-specific; protein binding; RNA polymerase II cis-regulatory region sequence-specific DNA binding. The record is from RefSeq and is a predicted model, not a curated record. The transcript has 22 exons.
CUAUUCCUUUGGACUGGCACCUGACUAAAGGGUGUGUGUGUGGAGGGGCUUAGAGACUGUGGAGUGUGUGCAGGGGAAUCAGUGUUCCAGACUGGCACCUGACUAAGGGGUGUGUAUGUGUAUGUGUGGAGGGGCUCAGAUUGUGUGUGUGUGUGUAGGUGUUCACAGACUUUGGGAUGUGUGCAGAGGAGUCAAUGUUCCGGACUAGCACGCGACUAAGGCCCGGCCCCGGCCCCGGCCCCGCAGUGCAGCCCGGCUCCGCCAUGGACGAGCCCUACAACGCGUGCCUGGAUGGGAUCGACUAUGACGACUUCCAGUUCAGCUCCCACAUGAUGGAGCAGAAGGAGCCGCUGAUGGAGACGGCUGAAGGUCCAUAUCUCAUCAUCAUUGAGCAGCCCAAACAGCGCGGGUUCCGGUUCCGGUACGGCUGUGAAGGCCCCUCACAUGGUGGGCUGCCCGGAGCAUCCAGUGAGAAGGGACGCAAGACUUACCCCACUGUCAAGAUCUGCAACUACGGAGGCGUGGCACGGAUCGAGGUGGACUUGGUGACCCACAGUGACCCUCCACGAGUGCACGCUCACAGCCUGGUGGGGAAGCAGUGCAAUGAGGCUGGCAAUUGCAUCGUGACCGUGGGACCUAAGGACAUGACGGCACAAUUCAACAACCUUGGGGUGCUCCACGUGACCAAGAAGAACAUGAUGGAGAUCAUGAAGGACAAGCUGAAGCAGCAGAAGAUACGCAAUAGAAAUCAGGCACUGACAGAGUCUGAGCUGCGUGAGAUUGAGGUGGAGGCGAAGGAGCUGAAGAAGGUGAUGGACCUGAGCAUCGUGCGCCUCCGUUUCACUGCCUACCUCCGUGACAGCAAUGGGAACUUCACACUGCCCCUCAACCCUGUCAUCUCGGACCCGAUCCAUGACAGUAAGUCACCUGGGGCUUCCAACCUGAAGAUCUCACGGAUGGAUAAGACGGCUGGUUCGGUGCGGGGAGGGGACGAGGUCUACUUGCUGUGCGAUAAAGUUCAGAAAGAUGACAUAGAGGUGCGGUUCUACGAGGAUGAUGAGAACGGCUGGCAGGCCUUCGGGGACUUCUCCCCUACGGAUGUUCACAAGCAGUACGCCAUCGUCUUCCGCACGCCGCCCUACCAUAAGCCCAAGAUCGACCGCCCCGUCACUGUCUUCCUGCAGCUGAAGCGGAAGCGUGGGGGAGACGUGAGCGACUCCAAGCAGUUCACCUACUACCCAGUGGUGGAAGAUAAGGAGGAGGUGGAGAGGAAGCGGAAGAAGGUGCUGCCUCAGUUCCCCCAGCACUUUGGUGGGGGCUCGCACAUGGGCGGGGCCGGCGGGGGAAGCGGUGGCUUUGGCUCCGGUGGAGGCGGAAAUCUAAACUAUCCAUAUUCCUCGGGGCUGACUUACAACAACAUCUACUCAUCUGGCCCCCACCCUGUGGGUGGCUACCAAGGGGGGGUGCAGAUGACCAGGGCCACCAAGAUGGAAGAGGAGGGGGAUGGCGAGCACCUGCCUGUGGAGACUGGGAAGCAGCCCUGCCCUCCAGAGGAGAGCCACCGGCAGCAGCUGCAUCACCAUGCCCAGCUCUGCAGCAUGAGGAUGCUGGCUCUGGCUCAGCGCAGCGCCCAUGCCCUGCUGGACUACUCGGUCACUGCUGACCCACGCAUGCUGCUGGCCGUGCAGCGGCACCUGGCCGCCUCCCAGGAUGAGAAUGGAGACACGCCUUUGCAUCUUGCCAUCAUCCAUGAGCAGACGACUGUGAUCGAGCAGCUGAUCCAGGUCAUCCUCAGCAUCCCCAACCAGCAGAUCAUCAACGUGGCCAACCACUUGCAGCAGACUCCCUUGCACCUGGCAGUGAUCACUAAGCAGCACCAGGUGGUGAGGUUACUGCUGCAGGCCCAAGCAGACCCCACCCUGCUGGAUCGGUACGGCAAUUCGCUGCUGCACCUGGCACUCCAGACAGGCGAUGAGGCCAUGCUGAAGACAUUGCUGGGGCACCUGGACUCCUCCGGCCCCUGUCUGCUCAGCACACCCAAUUAUCAUGGUUUGCUCCCCGUGCACCUGGCUGUGAGGGUGAAGAGCCUGGCCUGCCUGGACCUGCUGGUGAGGAUGGGAGCAGACGUGAAUGCCGUGGAGCGGCAAGGGGGCCGGACACCCCUGCACCUGGCCGUGGAGAUGGAGAACCUCAAUGUGGCUGGCCAUCUGGUGAAGAAGCUGGGAGCUGAUGUCAAUGCUCGGACAUUUGCUGGAAACACCCCUCUGCACCUGGCUGCAGGCCUGGGCUCCCCCAUCCUCACCAAAAUGCUCAUCAAAGCAGGAGGGGAUGUCCUCUGUGAGAACGAUGAGCCGGUGAGGUCGUCCUCGUCCGAAGCCAGCAGCGACACGGACAGUGGGCCCGAGGAGCAGGAGGCAGACAUGGAGCUGGGAGAAUCAGACACAGAGCACACAGAUACCAGCACCGCUACCGAGCACAGAAGCAGGGAGCCUGGCACUCGGGGUGCAAGGCAGCGGCGGAGACACACACCGCUUGACUUAACCAGGAGCCACAAGGUGCGGGAGAUCUUGCUGCGUGCCUCGCUGCAAGGCCCGGAGUCAGAGCAGCCUGCCGCCCCCAGGCCAGGGACCAUCCUGUCACUCGACAGCAACACCCUGCAGGGCCUGGAGCAGUUACUGAACCAGGACCGCAGCGGCUCGGACUGGACUGAGCUGGCCCAAAGACUGGGCCUGCGCAGCCUGGUGGAGACGUACAAGGACACGGCCUCCCCCAGCGGGAGCCUCCUGCUCAGUUAUGAGGUGAGUCUCCCCGCAUGGGGAACCCUCUCCUCUCCUUGGCCCCCUUGCCGAGCCCGCUCUCACUGCCUUCUCUCCCCAGCUCGCUGGCGGCAGCCUGGGGGGCUUGCUGGAGGCGCUGGACUCCAUGGGGCUCAGCGAGGGAGUGAGGAUGCUUCGCAAAGCAGAGACGGCCGACAAGCUGCAAAGCACAGAGCUCAAGGAGGACAGUGCCUAUGGGAGCCAGUCGGUGGAAGAGGAGCAGCCGCCGGCCCCACCGCUGAAGCUGCACCCGCUGCCCUCUGCAGAGCUGCUCGGCGAGCCCCCCCACAGCCAGCAGCAGCAGGUGCACUGACCUGCCGGUGCCUCCCUCUGGUCCCGGGAUAGCCCGGCUGUGACUGACACUUUGGAGGGACGGAGCUGCGGCAGGCUCGGAGCCCCCGCACUGCCCACGGAUUGAAUGCAAGUGCCUCUUGGCCCCAGAAUGGGCUGCCCAUGCCUCUUCGACUCUCCUCUGGUAGGGCUGGCCGCAGCCUGGCAGGCCCUGCUGUGCAGAACCCAGCCCCCUCUCUGCUCUUAUUUAAAGAUCCCUCAUCAGGUUUCUUGGUUUAGGUAAAUAAAGGGUGUGACUCC